AACAUGGCCUCCAUGACGGAGCGACCGCUUCAACUUUAAUUUCUCGCCAGUUUUCUGACUAGGACCCGCUGUUUUUCCCCUUGCACGACCACCAGGAAUGUUUGUGCGGAGCGGCCGGUCAUGGCAGACCCGUGAAGCAGGUGUAAUCUCGGGCAGAAGUUCGCCGUUGGCUCCAAACACGUCGCUCUAAGUUGCUGGGGAAGCUGGAGAGGAAGAAGAAACCCGCGUCGAACCAAAUGCCAUCUGAGGCUCAGGAGCCUCGAGACAGAGGGCCGCCCCCUCCCGUCACCCGGGCCGGACGCAGCGCUCAGCUGGCCAAAGCCGCCUCUGAGAAACGGCCCCGUGGGCGACCCCGGAAAGACGGGAGCAAUGGCCGCGCCGCGCCUCCCACCCCUCCUCCUCCUCUUCCCCCGCCUCCUCCACCCCCCAAAUCCAGGAAGAAGGGGCGGAGCCGAGGCCGAGCACAGGUGGAGGAUGAGGAGAGCCCGGAUGCCACAGAAAGGAGAGGACCGCAGAAGACAGAAACAAAGGAGGUAAAAUCGGCCAAGGAAGCAAAGGAGUUAAAAUCGGCCAAGGAAGCAAAGGAGUUAAAAUCGGCCAAGGAAGCAAAGGAGUUAAAAUCGGCCAAGGAAGCAAAGGAGUUAAAAUCGGCCAAGGAAGCAAAGGAGUUAAAAUCGGCCAAGGACGCAAAGGAGUUAAAAUCGGCCAAGGAAGCAAAGGAGGUAAAAUCGGCUAAGGAGGUAAAAUCGGCAAAGGAGGUAAAAUCGGGCAAGGAAGCAAAGGAGAUAAAAGAGGUCAAGGAAGCAAAGGAGGCGAAAGAAGUGAAGCAGGCGAAGGCACCAGGACGUCGGAGAUCCACCUCCCGGAGGAAAUCCAACACAAACGCUGACCCUGAACCUGACCCUGAACCUGACCCUGAACCUGACCCUGAACCUAACACAGAGUUCAGCAAGAACCGGCUCAGUCCACCACCUGAGCCAGGCCCCGACCCCACAGUCCCUCAGUCUAACUCGGAACCAGCUCCUGGUACUGAAGAGGAGGACAGAACCAGUCCUCCUCUUGUCCUUCCCCUCCCAGACCCCAGUCAUGGGGUGGGCCCUCGACUUAGUCCGCUGUCCCCAUCCCCAGACGUAAUCCCGGUUUAUCCUGACAGGCUACAUCCUGAACCUGUAGAGGAGGACCACCCCAGGGUGAGCCACGGCCUCGCCGCCAUGGAGGUUGACUUCAGUCCCAGCAGGGUUGCCAUGGAGACAGAUGGGGGUGGGGCCAGUCCCACGGAGCAGAGUCCUGCCUUGAGUCUUCGCUUCAGUCCUCCGGUAUCCCCCUGCCUGCGCCUGGAGGACGAUGAUGAGGACUCUCUGUCCCCUCUGUUCCAGCGGUCCCUUUCCGAGGACUCGGGGGGAUCGCCCACCCCCAUCCCAGAACACGCCAAAAAACGGCUCAAACAGUGUGCCUUCUGUUACCGCGGUGAUGAGCCUCCUCUGGGCCAGGGCCGCCUGCUGGUGUUCGGCCCGACGCCGGGCUACAUACCGCUCCACAUCCUCAACCGCCGCGCCUCUUCCGACCGGGACAACGACUGCCAUGACCACUGUUACCGUGGCAACCAGGCCCCAUCUACGUGCAGCAGUCCAGAUCAAUGUGAGGACGAGUCUUCCUCAGAGUUCAUGAAGCAGCUCGGACUUAUCGGCCUCCCACAUGACAUCAGCGUCCAAUCACUGUUUGACCCCACAGGUCAGUGCUGCGCUCACCUGCAGUGUGCCACCUGGUCAGAGGGUGUGCGUCGCGGCGAGGGCCAGUCAUUGCUCUUCGUGGACAAAGCCAUCGACUCAGGAAGCACUCAGGUGUGCGCAUUCUGCCGGCAACUCGGUGCAUCGCUGCGUUGCCAGGAGAUGGGCUGUGGGCGGAGCUACCACUUUCCAUGUGCAGCUGCUGCUGGAGCUCACCAGGACUGGAACCAGAGACACACACUGUGCACAAGACACACACACACAGGAUCCUUGCAGUGCGUGUCAUGCUCUGGCAGCGCCGAGCCCGGCGGCCUGCUGAUGUGCUGCUGCUGCGGUAACUGUUACCACGGCAGCUGCCUGGACCCCUCUCUGACGCCCUCCCCUCUGUGUCGGGCCGGAUGGCAAUGUCCUCAGUGUCGAGUGUGUCGCAGCUGCAGGUCACAAGAGGACAAGGGUGUUCUGCUUGUGUGUCAGCGUUGCGAUAAAACUUACCACACACAUUGCCUCACGCCACCUCUGGAUCACACACCGGGCACUCGCUGGACCUGCAAGAACUGCAGAGUCUGUCGUCGCUGCGGUGUAACGUCAUCAGGCCAGUGGGCCAAUCACCCGUUUCUGUGCGAGUCAUGUGACCCUGCCCUGCCCUGCCCUCUCUGCGACCACACCCCCAACCUCUACACACCACAGGAGUAUCUCACCUGUACCUGCUGCUAUAGGUGUGUCCACGUAGAGUGCUUGGGCCAGGCUGGGGAGGGCAGGGCGGGGUCGGAGGGUUACAUCUGCUCCACCUGCAGUCUUCAGACGGUGGAGUUAAUUUCACACAGUCCCACUGCAGUCCAGCCCAUAAUUCAUACCCCAGCCCUGCCCACUGUCAUUUCACAUCCACAAAUUCCUUUUUGCACUGAGGCUCCACCCACCAGUCCUACUGGGGACAGUCCGGUCCAGAUCCUGUGCUCAGAAGCUCCUCAGAGUCCAUCCAAGGCCAUUUGUGUACAGGCACAGUAUAAUCUUAGAUCAUCUCAACCGGCUUCCAUGGAGAUCCAACACACUCCACCUCUUACAGAUUUGCAACAAGGGCCUUCACAAUCUCCAUCAGAACACCAACAAGGUUCUCCACCAUCUCCCAAUAAACACCAACAAGAAUCUAUACUGUCUUCUACCAGCCUUCUAAAAGGUUCUCCACUAUCAUCUUUAGAUCAAAAACAAGGUCUAAUAUCUAUCAAUGUUUUUCAAGCAAGUUCUGCUCCAUCCUCCAAACACAUUUAUGGGGGUCUUGAAGGAAACCCAACAGAUCUUCAAAGUCCUGCACUGUCUCCCACAGAAGUCCCAACAAGCCCAUAUCAUGAAGAGCACCAUCAAAGAUCUAUGCCAUCCACUGAAGGUGUCAAUAAAAUUCCAUCAUCUCCCACAAGUCUCAGAGGUCUUACACCAAUUUCUGGGGAGAUCCAUCAGAGUCCUACACCACCUGCUGAAGGGGUCUACAAAAGUCCUGUACCAUCUCCCACAAAUCUCCAACAAGGUCCUGAAUCAUCUUCUGAAGAGUUCUGUCGAACCCCAGCACCAUCUCCUGAAGAGAGCCAUCAAAAUCAUGAACAGUCAUCCACUAACAGUCAUCAAAGUCCAGAAGUAGCUGCUGGGGCGAUCCAUCAAAGUAUGUGUCUGUCUGCUGAGGGCAUACAUCAAAGUCCAGCUCCAUCUGCAGAAAGGAUCCAUCAAAGCCCGGGACCAUCUUCUGAGGUCAGUCAGAGUCCUGCACCAUCAUGCAUAAAUGUUCAACAAGGUCCUGAACCAUCUCUUCAGGAGAUUCAUAAAAGUCCAGCAGCAUCAAUGCCUGAACCGAUCCAUCAAAGUCCCGCUCCAUCUCCAGAGAAGAUCCAUCAAAGUCCCGCCCCAUCUCCAGAGGAGGUCCAUCAAAGUCCUGUCCCAUCUCCAGAGAAGAUCCAUCAAAGUCCCUCUCCAGAGGAGGUCCAUCAAAGUCCUGUCCCAUCUCCAGAGGAGGUCCAUCAAAGUCCUGUCCCAUCUUCAGAGAAGAUCCAUCAAAGUCCCUCUCCAGAGGAGGUCCAUCAAAGUCCUGUCCCAUCUCCAGAGAAGAUCCAUCAAAGUCCCGCCCCAUCUCCAGAGGAGGUCCAUCAAAUUCCUGUCCCAUCUCCAGAGAAGAUCCAUCAAAGUCCCUCUCCAGAGGAGGUCCAUCAAAGUCCUGUCCCAUCUCCAGAGAAGAUCCAUCAAAGUCCCUCUCCAUCUCCAGAGGAGGUCCAUCAAAGUCCUGUCCCAUCUCCAGAGAAGAUCCAUCAAAGUCCUGUCCCAUCUCCAGAGAAGAUCCAUCAAAGUCCCUCUCCAGAGGAGGUCCAUCAAAGUCCCUCUCCAUCUCCAGAGGAGGUCCAUCAAAGUCCCUCUCCAUCUCCAGAGGAGGUCCAUCAAAUUCCUGUCCCAUCUCCAGAGGAGAUCCAUCAAAGUCCCGCUCCAUCUCCAGAGGAGGUCCAUCAAAGUCCUUCUCCAUCUCCAGAGGAGGUCCAUCAAAGUCCCUCUCCCUCUCCAGAGGAGGUCCAUCAAAGUCCUGCUCGAUCUCCAGAAGAGGUCCAUCAAAGUCCCUCUCCCUCUCCAGAGAAGAUCCAUCAAAGUCCCGCUCGAUCUCCAGAAGAGGUCCAUCAAAGUCCUGCUCGAUCUCCAGAGGAGGUCCAUCAAAGUCCGGCAUCAUCUCCAGAGGAGGUCCAUCAAAGUCCGGCACCAUCUCCAGAGAAGAUCCAUCAAAGUCCCGCUCGAUCUCCAGAAGAGGUCCAUCAAAGUCCGGCACCAUCUCCAGAGGAGGUCCAUCAAAGUCCGGCACCAUCUCCAGAGGAGGUCCAUCAAAGUCCGGCACCAUUUCCAGAGGAGGUCCAUCAAAGUCCUGCUCCCUCUCCAGAGGAGGUCCAUCAAAGUCCCGCCCCAUCUCCAGAGAAGAUCCAUCAAAGUCCCGCCCCAUCUCCAGAGAAGAUCCAUCAAAGUCCCUCUCCAUCUCCAGAGGAGGUCCAUCAAAGUCCGGCACCAUCUCCCACAGAUCUCCAACAAGAUUCUGCACCAGCUUCUGAAGAGAUCCAAAACGGUCCUUUGAAAUCUAUAAAAGAGUUCCAUCACAGUCCUGCGUUAUCUCCCCAAGAGAUUCCUAAAAGUAUCGUCUUUUCUCAGUCUGAACCAGCAGGGAAUGAGGAAUGUUCUACCCAGACCCACCCUGCACCUUCAGAAUAUCCGGGUAAUGAUUCACUCACUCGCACAGAACCAAAAGAGUGUAGAACAAGCUCCUCAUCCCUCAGCCAUGAUCACGCAGAGUUGCAGGACGGUCCAUCCUCACCUCAGUCUGACUUUACAAAGCAUCAGGGCCAGCAGAGCCCAUCUCCUCACAGUCCGGUAAGGUGCCAUCAUAGCCCCACAAAGUUUCAUCCUGGUCCCACACAGCUUCAGAUAAGUCCAAGAAAAUCACCUCUUCCUUUAGAGCUGGACCAAACUCCUACUCACUGGACGUCCACACAGGCUCUUGAAGGUCCUCCUACUAGCCCAACGCUGAAUUUCACGGAUCAGCAGUAUCCUCUACAGGUUAAUUUAGUGGUGGAUGUAGCACCACCUCCACAGAGCCCUCCAACACAGAAUCAGACCCAGACAGGGCUCAGUCUGACUAGGACUUGCCAAGAACCUUCAGACCGUCAGCACAGACCUUCACCACACAGUCCUUCACAGGAUGACAAACAUCAACUUAAAAGAUCACAUAGUCCUACAAGCACUAACAUCUCACAGUGGGAGGACAGUCCUUCUCAAGGUCAACCUGGUCCUGUACCAGAUAGUCCUCCACAGCUUAGCACAUCACCUGCCCAGUGUCCCACAAAAAGAGCAGAAUCCACACUGAACCAGGAGAACGCUGAAUCAUGCCCUUCACAGGACAUGCCUACACUCAAACAUGACAUUCCCCCUGACUACUCCAGGUACACUGGGAGAGUAACGCCACACAUGGAACAGAAGUCCAGAUCAGCUCCAUGUAGCCCAUCUCCGCCUCCUGGUAGACCAAGAGCAUGCAGUUUAUCACAGCUGGGUACUUCAGCACACUCCCAGUCUGCAAAGGAUGUCGGGCUUCUUGAUGGCAGCCUGGUUCCCUCUGAGGUGGCUCUGCAGCCCGCCCCCACUACAGAACUGUGUCUUAGUCCUGAUGGCCAAACACUGGAACAGAGCCCUGCCCCUCUGAGCUCCAGCUCUAACCUGUCCCUGUCUACAGCACCACCUGCAGAAGGUAGCUCUGAGCACCUCUGCCCCCCACACAGCCCCGCCCUCCAGACACCAGAAAGCCUUGAUCUCAUCAGCACCUCACUGGAACACGGUAGCCUGACUUCCUCACUUUGUGUGCAGGACAUGGAGGGAACUCCUUCCCCUGUUAUUCCAGUUUACCAGUGUCCUGGUGACAGCCCGUCACUUUGCCUGGGGGAUAUUAAAGCAGCCAGUGGUAGUCCCACACCAACUAAUCCAAUGCAAAGGAGCCUGGCGAGCAGUCCUAUUAGCACUUGUGAUAGCCUCAGGGAGACCAGUCCUGCCCACUUCAGCCCUGCUCCUGGUGAAACUGACCCCCCAAUACAAUCAGCUGGUCCUUCAUCGGCUAAUUCAUCUACACAACCACUUAGCCCCACAACAGCAUCUGAGAGACACGGCACAGAGCUGGCCCCACCCGCCCACACCAUCUCAUGUCAGGAUUUAGAAACUUGUUCCAGCCACCCUGUUAGCCCAGUCCUCAGCAUCCCUGAGGAAACUGAACAGAGAACCACUCCCUCUGUUUGUAGUCCCACUCACGUUCAGAGUUCCUGCAGUCCUUCACAAGCAAGCCCUCUGCCAAUCCCCUCCAGUCCUCAACACUGUCCUCAGACUGAUCCUGGUCUAGCUGAUUCCUCUGUUAGCCACAGUACGAGAAGCAACCCCUCAGACCAUGAUGUCCAGGGGAGAAUCUGCUCUGAAAGUGUAAAUCUUAGCAUACUACAGUCUAGUCCUGCUGGUCAAGCUAGUCCUGUUCAGAUGGUGCUCUCAGGCCCAGAGCAAGUCCAGACACCCUUAUCCCCCAGCCCAGCAGAGAGCUACUAUGUACCCGUCAAAUGUGCUAGCCCUCCUCACAGUCUUGAAAUACAACACAACCCCCAUCAUUCCACUUGCAACACUGGAACCAGUCUUGGCCUUACUGGAGCACAACCAAGUCCCAUUUCUGCUCCAGAGACGGGCCUGGUGGCUAGCCCCCCACAACAAAGCCUGUUUCAGCCCAGUGGACUUCAGCUGGAUACUAGUGACAUUGAGCCUGCCGCACAUGAUCUGCAGAUGAGCCCAAUACCUGUUGGCUCCACACCUGAUGACUCAUCUGCUGCUAUCUCUAGCCCUGCAGGUCCCGAGCUGGACUUGCCUCUCAGACCCUCACAUGAACGACCAGGUUCCCCUGCUCCUACUGCUCAGACUCCUCAGAACCACAACAGCCAAGUCCAUAACAGUCCCACUAAGGGGAACACUGAAAUGCCUAUCACUUCCCUCGCUAGUGAAGCACUUGCCGAUCUCUCAGACUCCACCCCUUCAUCCCUGGGUGCCCCUAAAACAGUCUCCACUUCUGUGCUACAGGUUCAAGACAGCUCUGUGCAGAGUAGUCCAGGUGCCAGUCCUCUUUGUGGCCUUGUCAGUUCAGCAAGUUCUGGAUCUUCUGGUUCUGCACAGCCAGAUCUUAGUUCUGGGCAUGGUCUUGAUUCUGGACCUUCUACCUCCUUUGAGUCAGAACCCUGUCCUGGACCUGCAAGCCCUGUUGAGUUAGAGCCUAGUCCUGGACCUGCAAGCCCUGUUGAGUUAGAGCCUAGUCCUGGACCUGCAAGCCCUGUUGAGUUAGAGCCUAGUCCUGGACCUGCGAGCCCUGUUGAGUUAGAGCCUAGUCCUGGACCUGCGAGCCCUGUUGAGUUAGAGCCUAGUCCGCGACCUGCGAGCCCUGUUGAGUUAGAGCCUAGUCCGCGACCUGCAAGCCCUGUUGAGUUAGAGCCUAGUCCGCGACCUGCAAGCCCUGUUGAGUUGCUGCCUAGUGCGCGACCUGCAAGCCCUGUUGAGUUAGAGCCUAGUCCACGACCUGCAAGCCCUGUUGAGUUAGAGCCUAGUCCGCGACCUGCAAGCCCUGUUGAGUUAGAGCCUAGUCCGCGACCUGCAAGCCCUGUUGAGUUGCUGCCUAGUCCGCGACCUGCAAGCCCUGUUGAGUUAGAGCCUAGUCCACGACCUGCAAGCCCUGUUGAGUUGCUGCCUAGUCCGCGACCUGCAAGCCCUGUUGAGUUAGAGCCUAGUCCGCGACCUGCAAGCCCUGUUGAGUUAAAGCCCAGUCCUGGACCUGCAAGCCCUGUUGAGUUAAAGCCCAGUCCUGGACCUGCAAGCCCUGUUGAGUUCGAGCCCAGUCCUAGACCUGCAAGCCCUGUUGAGUUGCUGCCUAGUCCGCGACCUGCAAGCCCUGUUGAGUUGCAGCCCAGUCCUAGACCUGCAAGCCCUGUUGAGUUAGAGCCUAGUCCGCGACCUGCAAGCCCUGUUGAGUUAGAGCCCAGUCCUGGACCUGCAAGCCCUGUUGAGUUAGAGCGUAGUAUUGGAAAUGCUAGCCAUGUGGAGGCAGGGCCCAGUCCUGAUUGUGGUCUUGGUCCCAGACCUUCUAGCUCUGUGCAGCCACAGCCUAGUACGGGUCUUGAUCCUGAUGGCCCUGUCCAUGCCUCCUUUGGGCAGUCUGAAAUUGGUCCUGAUCCUGGUUCUCCUAGUCCUCUGCAGUGUUUUUCUGGUUCUGGUCUUGUUGGCCCCCAACAGCACACUGAAACAGAAGUGGAGCCUCUGGGUUCUGUGGAGCCUCUGGAGCCUGUGGAAGAGCAGAGGAAAACUCAAGAGAAGCCGGAAGAGGAGAGAGAAGCUUCAGAUGAGGAAGAGGAAGAGUUUCAUCUGACUCAAGAGAGUCCAGAAGCAGACGGGAAGCUAAUGAAGAAGUCUGAGAGGGUAGAAGGAGCCAGUGAGGAGGAGAAGAAUCAGCUCAGAACUGUUCCAGUCUGUUCUCCAGGAGUCCAGCUGAUGGAGCAUCAACAGUCUCCGGCUGUGGGCUCCCCCUCUCCCCCAACUCCUCUCUCCCCCCAUCUUUCCAUGCCACAGUCUGCCUUACCCAUUCAUCAGGCCUCCUCCUCACCCAGCGCCCACCUCCUUCCUACACCGCAGUUGCCUCCUUCAUCUCCAGCCUGCUUUCUGGAGGCCUCACCCUCCUCUCCUCACAGGGAUGCCUUACCGCCCUCCUCCCCUCAGAGCCUGCCUCCUUCCACAGAGGAACACCCCCAGGACGGCAAAACCCCCAAUGAUGGAGAAGGAGAGAUGGCGAAAAAAGAGGAGGUCCGGCUUUUGAGUCACCAUAGCCAAUCACAGAGCCUGUUUGAACCUGUCACCGCAGUGACGGAUCCCGCCAAAGAUGAACACCAGUCACACACUGCGCCUUCGAAGAAAGACGAGGGGAAACUGGAGGAACUGCUGACUGCCUUGGACGCCUCAGCCGCUUGUCUUGAUGUUGCUAAGCAACGGCCAGUAGGUGAUGAGCCGGAGGAGAGCCCUCUGAGCCCUGAUCUGGACCCUGAUCUGGACCCCUCUUUAGAUGUGGAGGUGAUGGCGCUGAUGUCCUCCUCUGCUGCCCGAUCACUCCUCCAUCUGUCGUCCACCAGCCCACCUCUCUCCUCUCGCAGGGGGGAGAGUCGCAGCCUCCGACCCCCCCCAUGCUCCGCCAGACCUUCAGACGACCUCUCCAUCCGUCUCAGGCAGUCCCCGUUCUCCACCGAGGCCUCCCCUGAGACUUCCCCGGCUAGACCUCCUGUUACGCCCCCUCCUCUCACCCCACCCUCGCCCCCGUCCAGAGAGUCUCCACCUCUGUCCAAGGCCCCUCCCACCACCGUGCUCCCCCUCACCCCCAAGAUCGGCAUGGGGAAGCCUGCCAUCUCCAAGAGGAAGUUCUCCCCUGGCCGAGCCCGGGUCAAACAGGGUUCGUGGUGGAGCAGUCGCAGGGCCACCAGCCCCCCCUCGUCCUCCCAGGAUUCCAUGGGGGAGGGAGGGUGGUGCAGCCCUAAGCCCCGUCCCCCGGACUCCCCCCUCUGGAGCAUGAGAGUGAGUCGAGGUUCAGGGUUCCCAGGCCGGAGGAGGUCCAGAGGAGGAGGAGGCAUCGGUGGAGCAAGAGGAGGGAGAGGAAGAAGCCGGAUCAAGGCCCAAGAUAGUUUGACUGUGAUGCCUGCAUGUGGCUACGUGGAGCCGUUCCAGCCAAAGGAAGAAGAGGAGAACUCAAUGCACAACACGGUGGUGAUGUUCUCCACUUCCGACCACUUCACCCUCAGACAGGACAUGUGUGUGGUGUGCGGUAGCUUUGGUCAGGGAGCUGAAGGCAGACUCCUGGCAUGCUCUCAAUGUGGACAGUGUUAUCAUCCCUACUGUGUCAACGUCAAGAUUACACGGGUGGUCCUGACCAAAGGGUGGCGCUGUUUAGAGUGCACGGUGUGUGAGGCGUGUGGCGAGGCCAGUGACCCCGGGCGACUGUUGCUAUGUGACGACUGUGACAUCAGCUACCACACCUACUGCCUGGACCCGCCGCUCCACACGGUCCCCAAAGGAGCCUGGAAAUGCAAGUGGUGUGUGUGGUGUGUCCAGUGUGGCUCCACCUCCCCCGGCCUGCACUGUGAUUGGCAGAGCAACUACAGCCGCUGCGGCCCGUGCUCCAGCCUGAGUCGGUGUCCUCUCUGCCAGAGGCCGUACGCCCAGGACGACCUCAUCAUGCUGUGCCAGCAGUGCGACAGGUGGUUCCACGCCGUCUGUCACGGGCUGACCAGUGAAGAGGAGGUGGAGGCUGCUGCUGACGAAGGCUUCGACUGUUCGCUGUGCAGGACCCAGGGCCGCAGCUCCUACGGGAAGUCUGAAGCUUUGGCUUCCUACGUGCCUCAUAUCAUCUCCAGGAUCAGAGAACCGGACACAAAGACGUACACGCAGGACGGGGUGUGUCUGACCGAGUCAGGCCUGUCUCACCUGCAGGCGUUGGUGGAGCCUCUGACAUCACCGCGCAGGUAUCGCAGGUGUAAACCCAAGCUGAAGCUGAGGAUCAUCAACCAGAACAGCGUGUCCGUCCUGCAGACCCCACCAGACCAGGACCUCCCGUCUGAGCAGGACCAUAGCAGAGGUGAGGUGGAAUGUGACAUGAAAUCUGACUCUAGUCCUGAGCGGGAUCACGGCCAUGAUGAUCUCACCAAGGAGCCAGAGGUUACCGACGGCAACAAGAAGAGGAAGAGGAAGCCCUACAGGCCUGGUAUCGGGGGGUUCACGGUGCGCCAGCGCGGAGGGAAGGCUGCUCCCUGCAGGACGGAGCUGAGCAGGAAGGACUCCAUGGAGAUGCUAGCGGCUCGGGACAAAGGUGUGCUGGAUGCCGACGUUGCUAUGGAGACGGCAGCGGCCGAGCAGGUGAUGGAGAAGGGGAAGAAGCGGUACAGGAAGAAGAAGACGAAGCUGGAGGAAGCCUUCCCGUCUUACCUCCAGGAGGCCUUCUUUGGUCGGGAUCUUCUGGACCGCAGUCACCACGUGGAAAAGAGGACAGGGCCAGAAACCACGAGCAACAGCCAAUCAGAAGUCAUGACAGGUGACACAAAAGGUCCGGCCCAUGCUUUACACAUAUCACCCCCACCCGGGCUGUCCAUCAGCGCCAUGGCAACCACCAAGAAGCAGGGACAUCUGCCCAUGUCGGAGGAAGCUCUGGUGGAUCUGUCCGACGUCCUCAACACCGACCCUCAUAUUCUGGCCACGGGACACACAGGUCAAUUCCAGGUGGAACGCUCCCCCUCUCCAUUUGCCGGGCUGGACAUCGGCUCCAUGACCAACGACCCGUCCUUGUCCUCCGAGCCGACAGGAAGUUGUGGGCGUGGUCAGAGGACGGUGCAGGACGAGACUUUGGACGCCAUCUUGAGUCCAGAGCUGGACAAAAUGGUCACGGAAGGUGCCAUCCUCAGCAAACUGUACAAGAUCCCAGAGUUGGAGGGGAAGGACGUGGAGGAGGUCUUCACUGCUGUUCUGAGUCCAGGCGACGCCCACCAGCAGCCAGAACCCAGCCAACACCCUCAUGCUGGGAGCCAGGGCCACCCACACAGCUCAGCGUUUCCACGCCAUCCGCUCAAGAACGGCCUCCUGGCUGCUUCUGCUCAGUAUCCCGGUUCUCCCAUGAUGCCUGGCGGGGCCCAGGGCCUGGCCAGCUUCAGGAUGCCGGCCCCCGGAGGGCCCAGCCUCGCUCCCGGGCAGGGCCCCGCCCCCGGCCUGGGCCCCGCCCCCGGCCUGGCCUCGGCCAAUCAGUCAUCGGCAGGAGAGGGGGAGCAGGACGCUCUGUCCACCGCUCAGAGGAGCAUGUUGAAGUGGGAGAAGGAGGAGAGUCUGGGAGAGUUGGCCACCGUCGCUCCAGUGCUCUACUGCAACACCAACUUCCCUCAGCUGAAGCUGCAGUACCCAGACUGGUCCACCAGAGUGAAGCAGAUUGCCAAACUGUGGAGGAAAGCCAGCUCUCAGGACAGAGCGCCCUACGUGCAAAAAGCUCGGGACAAUCGGGCCGCUCAGCGCAUCAGCAAGGUUCAGCUGUCCAACGAGCCACUCAAACGUCUGCAGCCGUCCCCACAGCAGCAGCAGCAGCAGCAGCAGCAGCUCCAGCAGCUGCAGCAGCAGCAGCAGCAACAGCAACAACAGCAGCAGCAACAGCUGCAGCAGCAACAACAACAACAACAGCAGCAGCAGCAGCAGCAGCAGCUGCCGCCACCGCUAGCACCGUACGACCCCGUCUCCAUGGAGACGGACAUGAAUUUCAAGGAUCCACUGAGGCCCAGAGAGUCGGAGCAGGAGCAGGAGUGGAAGUUCAGACAGCAAAUGCGCCAGAAGAGCAAACAGCUGGCCAAAAUAGAGGCUACGCAGAAGCUGGAGCAGGUGAAGAACGAGCAGCUGCAGCAGCAGCGGCAGCAGCAGCAGCAGCAGCGCCUCUCUGGAUGUCUGUCUCCAGAGACGGGCAGCAACAGCCCCCUGACUCCCACCCAGCAGCCUGCGGCGGGGGGCAACGUCUCGCCCCUGCACCCAGCUUCCAGCCUCCGACCCGCUGACGAUGUCUUCCUCAGACCCCAGGCACCUCCUCCGUCUGGCAUCUCCUCACUGCCUCACUCCCCCCAUGCUUCCUCCCCUCUCCACCAGCCUCCAUCCUCCCCUCAGAUGUUCUCCCCACCCUCCUCUCGUCCCUCUUCACCAUGGGAUCCCUACAGUAAACUAGCAGGGACACCUCGCCCAACCUCCUCCCAGUCGGGAGGUCCCCCGACCCCCCAGCAGCAGCUCCGCAACUCCCUGGGUGCCUCCCCAGCCCACGACACCAUGGGCUCUCCGGCGCCUUCCCCGGAUUCCAAAACCCCUGACAACUCCUGGGUCCAAGGACACCAGCCAGGCCUGCAGCAGAGCAGAGAGGGGAUGAUGAGCCCCCCCUCCGGCUCCAACCCGGACCUGUCAGUCAGGCACGUGGGUGCCCGGCCAGCCGACACCUACCCGAGGACCAACGUCCGCGUGGGCGUCUCUGAGCCGCUGGGGCGGGGAGGUGACCUGGUCUACACGGGGGUCUUCAAAGCCCCCAUGCCCCCCCAGCAGGAGGUGUUCAGCAGCCCCGGGGGAGGGGGGAGGAAGGACCCACCUAGACCCACAGACCUGGGCUUCACGUUGGCCCAGUCCCAGGAGCCUCCCUUCCCCUCCAGUCCGCUGUCCGGCCUGGGCUCCCCCCACCGCAGCGCCUACGCCCAGGCCCCCGGCACCCCCAGACCGGACUACAGCCAGCAGAGCAGCGAGCUGUUCUCCCAGCAGUCCCCUCUGAGCUCCCGGCCCUCCCCCGACCCCUACAGCAACCCCCAGACCCCCAGCACCCCGCGGCCACACUCUGACCCCAGCUACCUCACCACUCCACCUGCACUGAGACUGGACCACUAUCAGCCUGCCGGCCCCCGCCCGUCCCCCACCCACCCCCAGCUGGACUCCUACGGCUCCAGUCCGGGGACGCCGCGCUCUUCUGAACGCUUCCCUCGCUCGCCGGGGAACCAGCGCGGCGCCGAUCCUUACUCCAAGCCCGUGGGGACGCCGCGGCCCUCGCCGGACCCGUACAUCCAGCAGCCCUCCACACCGCGGCCUCAGAAGGGCCACGAGUCCAUGAGCCAAGCUCCGGUGGAGAGCUACCCCCCCCAGACGGCAGCCUGCGGCUCGUCCCCCCUUAACUCUGGACUUUCUGCAGAAACGGGGAACUACGCGCAAACGCACCACCAGGUGCAGCGCUCUCCAGGAAAACAGCAGCAGCAGCAGCAGCAGCAGCAGGAUCCGUGUCCCAGAGCUCCCAGCAGCCAAACCCCCAAGCACCCUGGCAUAUCUGAGGAAAGUGGCUUCCCAGGUCUGGCCAGUCACACUCAGGGUCAGGCCGCCUUUGAGCUGGGUCACAUGACACCCACAUCUGCACAGACGGACAAGACGGCACCCAAUGAGAUCUCUACGCUGAGCAUGGCAGCUUUAGACGGGCCGUUGAGCAUCCUGCCUCAGCUCGGAGACUCGGAGGAGAAGCUGAGACAGCGCCAGCGGCUCCGGCAGCUCAUCCUGAGGCAGCAGCACCAGAAGAGCGCCUUACGGCAGGAGAAGGGCCUGCAGGAGGCAGCCGGACCUGCUGCUCCCUCCUCAGCUGGUCCUGCCACCCCCCUCCACAGCUGGCCCCAGCAGGAGGGAUCCUCCCCUGCUCCUCAGGCAGACCUGUUCGGACGUCCUCCGCCCCCAUACCCCGGUACCAUCAGACCCGGCGGAGCUCCUGCCCCGAGGUUCCCAGGGGGGUUCACCCCUGGAAACGCUCCCUUCCCCAGACCAAACCUCCCCAGAGACCUGGGGGUCAAAGGUCCACCCGUGAGAUUUGGUUCUCCUCCGGGAGCUCUGGCGGUCCACCAGGACCCCUUCCUGUGCCAGCCCCAGGAGUCGCUGGCUGGGAUUAACACCAUGGAGGGAAACCUCGUCCAGAUGAGGAGACCCAUGCCCUCGGAGUUCAGCAGUGUUCGACCUUUGACCCACGGCCCCGGCCCACACUUGAUGCCAGGUGGCCCUCAGCCGUUCCCCCCCCGCUCCCUGGCCAUGCCGCACCUCAACAUCAUGCCCUUCAUCGAGCUGCGCCACCGCGCCCCCGAGAGCCGCCUGAGGCUGCCCUUCCCCGACCCCAGGGCUCUGCUGCUGCACCCCAGGGACCCCCAGGCCGCCCUGCUCAGGCCGGGCCUGGCCAGGAUGGGGGAGAGCCUGCUGGGCCAGCAGAUGGUGCUGGGGGUGGCGGGCCUGGAGCAGCUGACCCAGCAGGACCAGCAGAACCUGGGCCAGGGCAGCGACGCGGCUCUGCCCGGCGUGGACGGGAUGGAGGAGCACCUGGAGGGGGAGGACUCGGCCGUGAAGGACCUGGAGGACGUGGAGGUGAAGGAUCUGGUGGACCUCAACCUGAACCUGGACCCGGAGGACGGGAAAGACCUGGACCUGGGUCCCAACGACCUCCCCCUGGACGACAUCCUGCUGUCGGGCAAGUUCGACCUGAUCGCCUACGCCGACCCCGAGCUCAACCUGGAGGACAAGAAGGACAUGUUCAACGAGGAGCUGGACCUGGGGGACACGGUGGAGGAGAAGGACGGGGGCGUCUGCAGGAAAGGUGACCAGGUCCAAACACUCCUGCCGGAGCAGCUGAAGCAGGAAGUGAAGGAUGCUGGGAAGAUGGAGGCUCAGCAGCACCCUGAGGCCCCAGGAGCCCCCGCCCCCAUCGGCAAGGAGAAGCUGGAGGACUCUGGUUCUGUUUCAGGGCCAGUUCUGCUUGUCCAGACCGAGGAGCAGACGCCACCCACAGGUUUGACUCCCAGGAUUCAUCCUCCCAUGACUGCAGGGCAACAGUCCGUCUUCCAGCAGCAGCAGAGACCGUUUGGACCGUCUCCGUCCUCCUCAGCUCUGCCCACCCCCCAUCCUCAGGGCCUCCCCGGCCUGAGUCCUCAGGGCCCCCCUGCCGUGCCCCAGCCCAACCUCCUCCUCAGCCCUCAGGGCCAACCCCCCCACCCGGGCCCCUCCACCCAGAGCCUGAGCCAGAGCCAGGCCAGGCACCUGCUCCUGGAGGAGCAGCCGCUCCUCCUGCAGGACCUGCUGGACCAGGAGCGCCAGGAGCAGCAGCAGCAGAAGCAGAUGCAGGCCCUGAUCAGACAGAGGUCCACCCCCACCACCGAGCCCGGGUUCCCCAGCAUGGACAUGGACUCUAUCUCAGACCCCAUCAUGAAGGCCAAGAUGGUGGCGCUGAAGGGGAUCAACAAGGUGAUGAGUCAGGGGAACCUGGGCCUCAACCCCAUGGUCAUCAACAGGUUCCAGCAGGCUCCAGCGGCCCCGGCCCCUGAGGGGCCUCCCCAGCCUCCUCCCCAUCCUCACCUGGUGGGACAGGAAGCCAAGUUGAACCCUCCGCUGGUACGACGCAACCCACCCAGCUUUGGCCCGGGCUUCGUCAACGAGUCUCAGCGGCGUCAGUACGAGGAGUGGCUCGGGGAGACGCAGCAGCUCCUCCAGAUGCAGCAGCGCCUCCUGGAGGACCAGAUCGCCGCUCACCGCAAGGUCCGGAAGGCUCUCUCAGCCAAGCAGCGGACGGCUAAGAGGGCCGGCCGGGUGUUUGCAGAGGAGGACGCUGCUCAGCUGCGCUACAUCACCGAGCAGCAAGGGGGCGUCCAGAAGCAGCUGGAGCAGAUCCGGAAGCAGCAGAAAGACCACACGGAGCUGAUCGAGGACUACAGGAGCAAACAGCAGAGACUGCUGCAGCUGCCCAACCCCCCCGUCAUCCCUGCCCAGGCCCCCCCCGCCCCCCAGGCUCCCCUCCCUCAGCCCAUGGUGCCCCUGCAGCCCCACCCGGGCGGCCCCGCUCCGGCCCGCGCCCCCAACAUCCCGCCUGGCUGGACCCCGGAGGCCGGAGCUCCGGUGCCACUGGGGCAGAGGAUCACGCCCCAUCUGCCCCCUCAGAUCCCCCCAGCCCUGCCCAGCAACCCCCAGAACCCUCCACACGCCCAGGGCCCCCCACACAGCCAGAACCCCCCAGCCAUGGGGCCUGCUCUCACAGCUCCAGCAGCAGCCUUCAGCUCCGGGCCCCGGGGCCCCACCGGAGGAGCCAACGGAGCCGCAGGGGAUGAAGCCACGUCCACGCCCCAGGUGAAGUUUGACGACAACAACCCGUUCAGCGAGGGCUUCCAGGAGCGCGAGAGGAGGGAGCGGCUGAGAGAGCAGCAGGAGCGCCAGCGCGUCCAGCUCAUGCAGGAGGUGGAGCGCCACCGGGUCCUGCAGCAGAGACUGGAGCUGGAGCAUCAGGACCUCCUGGGGGCCUCCAUGGGUCCUGGGUCUGGACCCAGCCCUGGGGGGCUGGCAGGAGCAGCGCCCGCCCCCGGUGGGGACGCCGUGUCACACAUGCCGCUCUUCAGCUCCGAGCCUGGACCUGGACCUGGACCAGCAGGACUGGACUUUCUCCAGUCCCCCCCCAGACCUCUACACCAGCACCAGGGCCAGGCAGGAGCCCAGUUCCCCCCCCAGCAGGGCUUCACCGGAGGACCCGUGCACCCUGGAACCCCCGCAGGUCCGGGUCCCCUCCCCGGGACCACGGUGGAGCGGGGCAGGGACGUGGCUCCAGCCGGGCCCAGGUUCCCAGGUUUCCCAGGACCUUCGGCCCAGGGACAGCUGGUCGUAGGGGCAGCAGGGACCCCCUCCCAUCCUGGAGUUCAGUGUCAACGGUUUGGACACGACUCUUCCUCCUCUUCCCCGUCCACGCCGCUGCCCCCCUCCUUCCCCUGCUCCUCCUCCGGGAGUCCCACCUCCCUCAUCCAGCUGUACUCCGACAUCAUCCCCGACGACAAACCAAAGAAGAAGAGGAACAGGAAGAAGGACGGGGACGACACCACCGGAGGAGGGAACAGAACACCACUAUCGUCGCACUCUGAUGACAUCACGGCCCCACCCACCCCAGCGGUCUCAGACACCUCCUGCUCCACGCCCACCCACCAGUCCGACGUAUUCCCUCCCAACUCGUCGUUUGAGCUGGAGAGGCAGCUGUCAGUGGGCUCUGUGGCCCAGCAGAGAGGAGCCCUGGGAGCAGCUCACCCCCAGGUGAAGCAGGAGCACGAGGAGUCCAGCGCCUGUGGGGGACGGGAGGUGAAGAGGGAGGAGGGGGGUGGUGAUUGGUUGUCCUCCGCCUCUCCUCUUCACGGGGGAGAUGGGGGAAAGGAGCUCCUCAGACACCUCCUGAAGGACAAGAUGUCACCUGCCACCACCCCCUCACCUACCAGACAGGCCCCGCCCACUGUGCUCCGCCCACCGUCCAAUGAGAGCGUCCGGUCCGACGACGAGGACGUGGUGACCAGCCCUGGUCUGGACGAGUCUGGCAGGAAGAAGACGCAGCGCUGCAAGAGACCGGCCCGGGCGGAGAAGGACAAGGCUCCUCCCAAAUACAAGAGGAGGAAGAAGCUGGAGGAGCAGAAGAGUGUCCACUCGUCUUCUGAGCCACUGAUGACACAACUCAGACAGCUGUCGGUGCUGCCCCUCAUGGAGCCGGUCCUGGGGCUGGACCUGAGCGUGUUCCCCCCGUACGGCUGCUCGUCCCUGGGCGGGGACUCCCGGCUCAGCGGCUCCUUUGGUAACGGCUGUCUGGAGGGAGUGACCGACUACUACUCCCAGCUCAUCUACAAGCAGAACAACCUGAGCAACCCCCCCACCCCCCCGGCCUCUCUGCCCCCCACCCCUCCACCUGUGGCCAGGCAGAAGCUGGUGAACGGCUUUGCUACGACCGAGGAGCUGGCCAGGAAGGACAUGAGUGAGCAGGAAGUUAAAGGUGUGUCCUCUCUGAAACAAAAAGGGGAGGGUCUUCUGGCCUUAAACCACUCCUCUAAGACGGUAGAUGUCCCGGCGUCCCUUCCAACCCCGCCCCACAACAUCCAAGAGGAGCUCAGAGUCCAGGACUCAUCGGGGCGAGACAGCCCAGACGGCUUCGUGCCGUCCUCGUCUCCAGAGAGCGUGGCAGACAUGGAGAUUAGCAGGUACCCCAACCUGCCCUUCAUCAAGCUGGAGCCCCCCUCGCCCUGCCCGUCACCCGUGUUACCCAUCAUGCCCAGCGCCCAAGGAAAAGGCUCUGCAGUGAAACGGGAAGUGAAGGCAGAGCCACAUCAUCACGGGGCUCCUUCCUGCUCCAACACAGACCUGGUUACCAUAGCGAUAACUCUGAAUCCUGUGGCAGCUCAGAACGUUGCAGGGGUGAUUGCAGCGAUGGCCGGGUUGCUCAAGGUUCCCUCUCCCGUCAACUUCCAACUGAGCAGAGCUGCCGGCCCUGAUCCCAGCUCUCUGGCCCUGCUGGCCGGAGUCCGUGUGCCACUGAUGCAGGGUUCAGCGGGCGGCAGCGAGCAGAGACCUCCCCCCGCAGCAGCAGGGCGACCUCAGGGCUGCAGCCACUGCAAGGGCAUGCUGGGAAACAGAGUCCAUGUUGUCAAGCAGCUCAAACAGGAGGGGCCCUCCAGACCAGAGUCCAGUCUGGUGUUCUGCAGCCCAAACUGUUCUGCUCUCUUCAUGUCCAACCAACACAACCAAUCUGCGGCAAACAAGCCUGCAGUUCCUCUCCUGCCGUCCAGCUCUGACCGCACUCUUCCCAUCCACGUUCUGCACCAGUACAGCAACAACAUGUCCUCCAUCGCUGUCCACUCCCUCCCCCAGACGCUGACCUCCUCCUGCUCCUCCUCCUCCCCGCCUCUCCUUUUCCCCCCAGCCUCAGCCAUCACCACGGAGACCAGGCCUCGUAUGGACAGCCUCAAGGUGAAAGUGAAGUUGAAGCCCCAUCCCCGGGCAGUCCCAGGUGGGGAGGACUCACUAUUGUCUCGACACGGAAAGAGGAUGAAGAGUUCGCGCUGGAGACGCUGGGGCGUGAGCAUCACACUCAGCAGGGGUCCUUGCGUUCCCAAUGAAGCGGUUGUCAAGCCAACGGAGGAGGAAGUGGACGUGCUGCUGAAUAAACUGGGUGCAUGUCUUCGUCCAGAUGUGGUACCUAAAGACCAGCGUAGGUGCUGCUUCUGUCACCAGCUAGGAGACGGACAGACCGAUGGCCCGGCCAGACUCCUUAACCUGGACCUGGACCUAUGGGUGCACCUGAACUGCGCUCUGUGGUCCAGCGAGGUGUACGAGACUCAGGCCGGCGCUCUCAUCAACGUAGAGCUGGCUCUACGGCGAGGACUGGCGGUGCGCUGCGCAUACUGCCAGCAGCCUGGUGCCACUAGCGGCUGUAACCGUCUGCGCUGCAUCAACACCUACCACUUCACCUGUGCCCUACACGCCAACUGCACCUUUUUCAAGGACAAGACGAUGCUCUGUCACCUCCACAAGCACCGGACGGUUCCUCUCAGUGGAGACCGGUCGUCGAGCUGCUCCCCCUCCUCCACGCCCGGGCUGGCGCCAGACCCGGUACCAGCCUGCGACCCGUACGACUCGGAGCUGCACUGCUUUGCCGUGUUCCGGCGGGUCUUCGUGCAGCGGGACGAGGCCCGGCAGAUAGCCGCUGUGGUCCAACGCGGCGAGCGCCAGCACACCUUUCGGGUGGGCAGCCUGCUCUUCCGUGCCAUCGGCAGGCUCCUCCCACAUCAGAUGAGCGCUUUCCACAAUAAGACCGCCAUCUUUCCUGUUGGUUACCAUGCCAACCGCAUUUACUGGAGUAUGCGCCACAGUAAUAGACGCUGCAAGUACAUGUGCUACAUCGAGGAGGAGGAGGGUCGGCCACUGUUCAAGGUGAAGGUGGUGGAGAGGGGACAUGAAGACCAGGUCCUGGCUGGUCCCAGCCCCAAAGCGGUGUGGGACCAGAUCCUGGAACCCGUGGCUCAGAUGAGGAGCUCCAGCGGGACCCUGAAGCUCUUCCCCAUUUACCUGAAAGGAGAAGAUCUGUUUGGUCUGAGCACGUCUGCAGUGACCAGGAUCAUCGAGUCUCUGCCCGGGGUGGAGGCGUGUGAGCGCUACACCUUCCGUUACGGCAGGAAUCCUCUCAUGGAGUGGCCUCUGGCCUUCAACCCCACCGGCUCCGCCCGCUCCGAACCCAAGGCUUCCCAAGUCAAGAGGCCCAACCUGCUGACCAGCGUGGCUCCUCGGUGUCAGGGCUCGGUGGGCUCCAUCGUGGGUCUGGUCCCCGGCGUCCUGUCUCUGUCCCCGGGGGAGUCUGUGGUCGGGGCUCACCAGGGCCGCCACUCCAAGACGGCCCAGUACCGCCGCAUGAAGGCCGACUGGAAGACCAACGUGUACCUGGCCCGCUCCCGCAUCCAGGGCCUGGGCCUGUACGCUGCCAGGGACAUUGAGAAGUGCACCAUGGUCAUCGAGUACAUCGGAACCAUCAUCAGGAGUGAAGUGGCCAAUCGGAAGGAACGGUUGUACGAAUCUCAGAACCGAGGCGUGUACAUGUUCCGGAUCGACAACGACUUCGUGAUUGAUGCCACCAUCACUGGAGGACCUGCCAGGUACAUCAACCACUCGUGUGCUCCCAACUGCAUCACAGAAGUGGUGACGGUGGAGAAGGAGAACAAGAUCAUCAUCAGCUCCUGCAGACGCAUCCAGCGAGGAGAGGAGCUCUCUUACGACUACAAGUUUGACCUGGAGGACGAUCAGCACAAGAUCCCGUGUCACUGUGGAGCCGUCAACUGCCGCAAAUGGAUGAACUGAACUCUUUCUCUCUCUCUGUCACACACACACACACACACACACACACACACACACACACACAGGCAGCUCUCUCUCUUGGUGCUGAAGCUACAUGUUGAUUGCCCACACUGCUUCAUGGGCCGAGCUCAUAUCAGCUCAUCUUGAUUAAUAAUGAUAAAGCUGAUCGAUUUGAAUAAUAAUAAUAAUAAUGGGAUGAUUGACAGCUGAGGGGGCGGGGUUAUAUAGCUGGGUGGGCGGGGCCUUAUAGGGGGACUCCAAGCCGUAAUGUUGUUGAUUGACAGCUGGAAGCGGGGCUUGAGAAGAGGCUGGUCCUCUGUGUACAUGUAUGUAAAUGUGAGUGUAAACGCCACUGAAAUACAGAAUGUCGUCCUUGAACUUGCACUAAAACACAAAAAUGACAAAAAAAUAACUAAAAACACCAACAUACUUGAUUCCACGAGUCCCCCCUUCCUCCUCUUCCUCCCCCAUCUUUGAUAAUUUCCUGUAAAAUAAGAGUUUUUUUUCUUUUUUGUAUUUAUUACUGAAUGAAGCUAUUUUCUAAAGCUGCGGUGCAUUCAAGGUCCUGAGUGGCAGCGUGUAAAUAUCUGUACCAUACAUGAAAAAUUCAGACACAAUGUUUGGGAAUCACUCCACUGAGAAGCCCCUCACCCUCCUCAUCCUCCUUGGUUCCUGCAGCUGAGUGUUGAUUGGACGGGACCCCCCCCCGGGGGGGAGUCCCCGGGGGGGGGUCCUGCAGCCUGUACAUAGAAGAUUUUGUGAGACUCAGCUGAUGUGUACAGAUGGAUGACACCGAGCCUUGUUUUUGUUUUUUAUUAACAGAUGUAAAAGUGAUGAUGUUUUUGUUUUGGGGAAAUAUGGUGAAUCUGAUUUAGAAUCAUUUACAGAAAAUAAAAUAUUUUACUUUUCAAGAAA
This is a messenger RNA of Cololabis saira (Pacific saury), 22397 nucleotides long. RefSeq names its product histone-lysine N-methyltransferase 2C-like. Gene Ontology annotation, biological process: positive regulation of transcription by RNA polymerase II. Gene Ontology annotation, molecular function: transcription coactivator activity; histone H3K4 methyltransferase activity; histone binding. The transcript is spliced from 77 exons. Gene Ontology annotation, cellular component: nucleus; MLL3/4 complex. The record is from RefSeq and is a predicted model, not a curated record. The coding region runs from base 237 to 21485 and encodes 7082 amino acids. Lineage: Eukaryota; Metazoa; Chordata; Actinopteri; Beloniformes; Belonidae.